Molecule: messenger RNA, 2374 nt
Organism: Bicyclus anynana (squinting bush brown)
Lineage: Eukaryota; Metazoa; Arthropoda; Insecta; Lepidoptera; Nymphalidae
Product: zinc finger protein 2
Exons: 7
Coding region: 347-2191 (614 amino acids)
Biological process (GO): regulation of transcription by RNA polymerase II
Cellular component (GO): nucleus
Molecular function (GO): RNA polymerase II cis-regulatory region sequence-specific DNA binding; DNA-binding transcription factor activity; zinc ion binding
Source: RefSeq, a predicted model, not a curated record
AACUUACAGUGACAUGACAAGUUUUGGAAUGGAUGGAAAAAAUUUUACAAAAUUACAAACUCGUAAAGAUUUUAUUUAUAAUUAAUAAGUUUUAAAUAGUUAUCGUUUGUAAGAAUAUUUUUUAUUUAUAUAUUAUGAUAAUAAUUAAUGAUUUUUGCUGCUUCAACAAUUACAAGCUCAAGAAAGAAGGCCAAAGUUUACAAUAUAAGCCCAGCAAGAUUUGCACAAGGUUUCAUGUAAUAUAGAAAAUGUUUAUCACAAAAAUGUGGUAAUUAAGACCAUUUAAGAGAAAAGCUGAGAUUCAAUAUAACGGGAUCCAAAGAAAAUAUUUUAUAGAAUAGCAAUUAUGUCAGAAAUAUUGAAUUUAAGUUCACUAUGUAGGUGUUGUCACACAGAUGGAUGUUUCAGAAGUCUAAAUCAAUCUUACAGUGACAGGAGUGUUACAGGAGACGCAGAAAUAUAUGUGGAAAUGUUGUACGAAACAUUUAGAUUGUAUUUAAGCCAACCAUCCAUCGAAGCAAGCCAUUCAAUAUGUGAUGAAUGUAUAGUAAAAUUAAGAAGCGCAUUGCAAUUUAAGAAGCAAAUACAGCAGUGUGAAGAGAAGUUUCAAAAUUAUUGCAGAAAUGAGUUAUUGCAGCAUACAGAAAUCAAAAUAGAAAAACAAUUUUCAGGUGACGAAAUAGAGGUCAAACCCGACAUAAAGAUUGAAGAUUUUAAUAACCAAGAUAACGAUGAUUUUUGUAACCAAGAAAACGUGGCAUCAGACAUAGAAACUGAAGAAAACACUAAUGAUAAAAGAGCCUACAAAACGGAAGAAAAGAAAUCUGAUCAAAAGUCAGAAUUAACAAUAACAUUGACUCGACUCAAGAAAUGUUUAAAAAAAGAAAAAUCACUUCCAUCCAAAGCCAAAGUACUACGCACGAUUGUUAAAAACGAAAAAUCAGUUUCAAAAGGUGCUAAAACUACACAAACAAAACGGUAUAGCAAGGUAGUUCAAACGGUGGAUGGCCCUGUUUACAAAUGCUUGACCUGUAUGAUCAGUUUUAAAUGCCGUCAAACUUUGAAAUUACAUAUGGACGAAACACACGCUAUAUUCAGUUGCAACAUAUGCGAAAAGAAAUUCAGAAAAGAGGAGCAACUGAGAGCUCACACACUCACACACACCUUAAGAUACGAGUGCAACGUUUGCGGGAAAAGAAUCAAACGCCGGUCCGAUUUCAAGACACACAAGAUGAUGCACUCAAAAGAACUGAAAAAAAUCUUCACGUGCGAUCUGUGUAACAAAGACUUUACGCAUCGAUCUACAAUAAUAAAGCAUUUUGCAUUCCACAACGGUACAAAUAAGAAGUUCGUCUGUGAUAAAUGUGGGAAAUCGUUCAACGAUCGAACCAAUUUGAACAUCCACAUCCAAAAUGUCCACUACAAGUUGAAAAUGUUUAAAUGUGACCAGUGUCCCAAAACGUAUGCAGCAAAUAAAACCUUGAAAGUGCAUUUGAGAAUUCACACUGGAGAACGUUUUAAAUGCCCGGAUUGUGAUAAAGAUUUUAUAAGCACCUCUGCAUUAUUCAGACAUAAAAGAGAUUACCACAACAGUACUCCUACUUCGAACACAGGAGUUAGGAGUUACAAAUGUAAAGUAUGUGAAGAAAAGUUUUAUACCAGGGGCAGUUUUGCUUCUCACACCAGAACUCAUGUCGGAGUAAAACCCUUCCAGUGCCAUUUGUGUGAUAAGGAUUUCACUUGCAAAUACAGUCUUAAACGACACAUCGAUGCUCAUGAAGGUGUAGGAACGAUUACGUGCGAAAUAUGUAACAAGGUUUUGUCACAAAAAUCCCUACUUAUCCGACAUAUGAAGAACAAGCACGACCCGAAUAAGCCUUUUAAGCAGAAGAUAAAGUGUGAUCUGUGCAAAAUGGUUGUAUUCGAUAUGGAGAAACAUAUGAAGAGUCACAUGGAUAGAUCGCUUCUGUGUGGCUAUUGCCCAAAAACGUAUGCCGAAGUGAGUGCUUUGAACCGGCACAUUAAAGAAAGGCACAGCGGUAUAUCCCACAAAUGUGAUUUGUGCCCUAAAAAAUAUGUAAAAGAGAGAAGUCUGCGUAAACACAAAUUGAAAGUACACAAUAUCCAAUUCAAACAAGAGUUCCAAGAUGACAGGCAGUCGGAAAAUAAUCUUAAUUUAGAGCCACUAUAAAAUAAUAGUGAGAUUGAAUGUCGAAUGUUUUUUGUUGAUAAACAUUCCACAUCGAGUAGUAUAGGUGCAAUUUAUGAAAAAGCUUUGUAAAAAUACCCCCUUGUUAAUGUAGGUAAUUGUACCUAUUAAUAAUUAUCUAAACCAUCGAUUCCCAAAGUGGACGAGGGGGUCCACGAAAAUUUA